CUUCAAUUCUUAGCACGGAGGUAGGUAGGCACAUCAGAUGGAGAUAGAUAACACUGCUGGCGACUGGGAUAUUGCUGUUGCGCUACAAGCGUCGUUAGAUGAAGAUUUGGGAAGGAAGGAUAGAGGAGGAGAAGCGCAGCAAAAGAAAUAUCAUCCUGACGUGUCCAUUGUGGAUGAUUACUGGGAAUAUGCUGAUCCCACCCCAGACAUUAGAGAACUGUUCUUACAGUUUAAUGAAAUGUUUUUUGAUGGUCUACUAGCUGGAUGUGAAGUGAGAUGGAGUCCCAGAAUGACACUCUGUGCAGGUUUGUGUGUAUACGAAGGCUACGGUGGUUUGUGUUCGAUACGUUUGAGUCAGCCACUUUUGAAGUUGAGACCACGCAGAGACCUCGUGGACACACUACUGCAUGAAAUGAUCCAUGCAUUGCUGUUUGUGACUGAAAACAACACGGAUCAUGAUGGUCACGGUCCUCAAUUUCAGUCUCACAUGAGGAGAAUUAAUGAACGAAGUGGCACCAACAUCACUAUUUUCCAUAAUUUUCACAAUGAGGUUCGCGUGUACAGGCAGCAUUGGUGGAAAUGUGACGGGCCAUGUCAACACAGACCACCGUUUUACGGGAUGGUCAAGCGAGCUAUGAAUCGUGCACCUGCACCUCACGACUUGUGGUGGGACGAACACAGACAGUCUUGUGGAGGACAGUUUGUGAAAGUAAAAGAACCUGAUGGAUAUAAGAACAAGAAACGGCAGAAAACAAAAGCGACAAACAAUCCAAUGUCUGACAAUGGUGCAUUACUGAAGAAAAAACAGAAAAACCCAUCAAAUGACAGUGAUAUAAAUGAUUAUUUUGAAAAGUUGAGUGGAGGCCAUAGACUUGUCAACAGUUCAGCUGUGUCUACAACAAUGCCUCCUGCUGCUCAUCACAAAAAGAAGAAAGUAAGCAAUGAUGAUAGAAAGCUUGUAACUGUAGACAAAGCUCAUCAAGUAAACCAAACAUUGUGUGACUCUAAAGAAAUUGUUUAUGUUGAGGACAGCGAUAGUUGGAGUUUACCUCUGUCUGCUAAGGGAGUUGCCAAUAUUUGUGACAUUGAUGGCUCUAUGUUCAACAGUUGCAGCUCAAAUACUAAUGCUACUAAGGAGGCUUUUAUUCAUACUCAGUGUCCUGCUUGUGGUCAGUCAGUUUCAUUGGACACCAUUAACUCACAUUUAGAUGCAUGUUUAGGCAGUGCCUAGUCUUCUAGUAUGUAUAAUUCCUGCUAUAAGAUGUUACUGUAGUAAAGCUUAUUCUAACAAGGAACUACUGCUCUAGCAUUAUUGGGCACUUCAGUGAAACAGCA
This is a messenger RNA of Corticium candelabrum, 1335 nucleotides long. Its product is annotated as DNA-dependent metalloprotease dvc-1-like. The transcript has 6 exons. The record is from RefSeq and is a predicted model, not a curated record. The coding region runs from base 38 to 1231 and encodes 397 amino acids. Gene Ontology annotation, molecular function: metalloendopeptidase activity; single-stranded DNA binding; polyubiquitin modification-dependent protein binding. Gene Ontology annotation, cellular component: nucleus. Gene Ontology annotation, biological process: DNA repair. Lineage: Eukaryota; Metazoa; Porifera; Homoscleromorpha; Homosclerophorida; Plakinidae.